AUGCUAGGGAAAUGGCGCGGCUUUGUGGUUGUAAACAAAUUUGUUAAAAGCGCGCAUCGGUUUUGCCUUGUGAGGAAUUUUAAUACUUUAAAAAUGGCAUCAGCAGCAAAAAAACCUAAACUUUUCCAGCCUUCAAUAUCUGGCUCAGAAUCAAAGAUCUCAAUUGACGAUUUUAUGAAAAGUCUGCAAGCCAAACGCGAUGAGACCGCUAAGUCGAUUUUGGAGUAUAAAUUCAACAAAAAGCGUCUUAGGAUAAUAUCUCAAGAGCAGACGGUGCCUGAUGACUGCGAGGGCAUCGUGUACUGGAUGUCUAGAGACAGUAGAGUGCAGGACAACUGGGCUUUUCUGUUUGCACAGAAGCUUGCGUUGAAGAACGAAGUACCGCUCCAUGUGUGUUUUUGCUUGAUUGCGAAGUACUUGGACGCGUCUGUGAGGCAGUUUGACUUUCUUAUCAAAGGCUUAAAAACAGUAGCAGCUCAAUGCAAGGAGCUGGACAUAUCCUUCCACCUCCUAGAAGGCGAUGGCGGGGAUGUCCUACCACAAUGGGUGAUAGACCACAAGAUUGGGGCCGUGGUGUGCGACUUCAACCCGCUGAGGACACCCCUGGGGUGGCUGGAGAAGGCGAAGAAGGGGUUGAAGAAAGAUGUGCCUUUGAUUCAGGUGGACGCUCACAACAUAGUCCCGUGCUGGGUGGCCUCAGACAAGCAGGAGUACUCGGCGCGGACCAUCCGGAACAAGAUCAACUCCAAGCUGGAUGAAUAUUUGACACAGUUCCCGCCGGUUAUUAAGCACCCUUACAAGAGCAAAUUUAAACCUGACCCAAUAGACUGGGACCAAGCCAUAGAAUCCCGCGAAGCCGACAAGUCCGUAGGCCCCGUGGACUGGGCCACUCCAGGCUACCACGCCGCGGUCAAAAUGUUGAAGAGCUUCCUGGAUAAGAGGCUCGCGAUAUUCGCGACGAAGCGGAAUGAUCCUACUCUUGAUGCACUUAGCAACCUCUCCCCUUGGUUCCAUUUUGGUCAAAUCUCCGUCCAAAGAGUAGCCCUCUGUGUUCAAGAGUACAAGAAGAAAUACACGGAGAGUGUCAACGCAUUCUUAGAAGAGGCCAUAGUGCGCCGCGAACUGGCAGACAACUUCUGCUUCUACAACGAACACUAUGACAGUGUGAAGGGAGCGCAUAGUUGGGCGGCGAAGACUUUGGACGAUCACAGAAAAGACAAAAGAUCGCACAUCUACACGCUCGACGAACUAGCCCAGGCCAAAACUCACGACGACCUCUGGAACUCCGCGCAAAUACAACUCAAUACAGAGGGCAAGAUGCACGGCUUCUUACGGAUGUACUGGGCGAAGAAGAUUCUAGAAUGGACGCCCAGUCCUGAAGAUGCGCUCAAGUAUGCGAUAUACUUGAACGAUCAUUAUAGCAUCGAUGGGCGGGAUCCUAGUGGAUAUGUCGGCUGCAUGUGGUCGAUCUGCGGCACGCACGACCAGGGCUGGGCGGAGCGCGCCGUGUUCGGCAAGAUACGCUACAUGAACUACGAGGGCUGUAAGCGGAAGUUCACUGUACCCGCCUUCGUGGCGAGAUAUGGAGGAAAGGUCCACAAGUAUGUGCCUAAGAAGUAGACAGUGUUGCUAAGACUUUUGUUAAUAUUACUAAAAACACAUGUACAUACUCGUGAAAGUCGGCAUGGGUGUCGUUUUAUAGGUUUUCAGGGAAGUAUUUCUGUAUUGAAUCCGGAUAAUUUACUAUACCUGAGCGGCUACCGCGAAAACCGAAAUUCGCAAAUUGCGGGGAUCUUUCUCUUUUACUCCAACGAAGGCGUAAUUAGAGUGACAGAGAAAAAUCCCCGCAAUUUUCGAACUUCGAUUUUCGCGGUUAUAGCCCUGCCUUCGUAGCGAGGUACGCGGGAAGGUUCAUAAGUAUGUGCCUAAGACGUAGACUUAAGCAGCGUGUUAAAAUUAUAAAGCAUCGGCCAAUUUGUUUUUCUAUAGCGUAAAGAAUGAUAUUGCAUUAUUGAUAUGAGAAGACUGUAUAAGACAUUUGCUGUAGAUAGAUAGAUAAUUUCUUUAUUCAUACCCACAACAUACACGGCAUUGAAAAAGUACAAGAUAAGAACAUGCAAAACAACUUAAUUACUAAUAACUAUUAACUAUUACAUAAAAAAAUUAUGAAGCCAUGUGUCGUGGCACAGAAAAGGCGCUGGCUCAGCAUUGUGAUGCGGCAAGCCACAUCGCUGGUAUUCUGCCAGUACUUGCGUUUCUAACCGUAGUCAGGCGUGUCUCACUGCGCGAUUUCGUCGCUUUGCUACAGGUAGCUAAAAGUACAUCCGUUCGGCCCCAAUUUUGGGGUUUGCCAUAAGCCGCGCGUGGCGCUGUCGCCACCUAGCGGCCCGGCCAUAUCUGUGCUGAUCGUAACAGACGCGUUUUGUUAGAGUGAGUCUUCUGUACUUAGUACUAUUAUUUAUUCUGUGGUGUAGUUGCAUUCAAUCACAUUAUUUUUUAAGUAAUUAUUUAAAAGAAUCGUGCCAUCCACGGUAUUCAUGCAUGAAAAGUGUAACUAGAAUAAGGUUAGGAUUAAAUUAUUGUGAUUUUAAAAUGUAGAUAGGUAGGUUUUUAACGGAUUUUAAGUAAGUGUCGAACUAAUCACGGUCUAUUUGUAUUAUUUUUUCUUGUAUUGUAAGAGUAGCAUGUUAAGUUAAAAUAGUACUUGCCACUUGUCAUGAGUUGUUUAUAAUCUAAUCAUGCUAAAAACUAUAGACCAUGGAUAGAACAUAAGUAUAUGUAAUUAAGUUAAUUAUGUAAGAGAUGCCGCGUUUAAAAGGUUUUAUGUUUGUGCGUCUACCAAGUGCGGAUUACGACUCAUUUUGUCAUUCUUAAAAAAAACCUUUGUUACAAGCUUUUAUUUAGUGUCACCUGACCGUUGUCUGUCUGUAAUCAAAUCUUGCAAGUUAAAUUUGAUCCACUUCCCGGUUUCCGAUUGAGCUGAAAUUUUACAUGCAUGUAUAAAUCGGAUGGCAAGGCAAUAUUAUGGUACCAUCGAGCUCAUCUGAUGAUGGAGACAGGAGGUGGCCAUAGGAACUCUGUGAUGAAACAACGCAACCUAAUUGUGUUAGUGGCUUUUAGAAUUGUCUCGAUGAGUAUUAGUUGUCUGUCGAAAGAAAAGUACAGACAGCGAUAAAAGCUUGUACCAAAAAUUAAAUUUUUGCCAAUAACUUAUUUUAUUUGUAAAAUAAUUAACAAUUUGUAAUAAACCCGAGGGCCUAAUGAACGAAACGGUCAUCUCUCUCCCUAUCACACUCUUCCAUAUUAGUGCGACAGGGAGACAUUAACUUAUCGUUCGCUAUGGCGCAAACAUUAGUCAUUUUGGCUAGGCACCCUGUACAACUUAAUAAAAGCACAAGUAUCUACAAUUGGGUAGGUAAAGUUUUUUGAAGAUAGGCAAAUUAUAUUUUUUUCCGAUAGUAUUCAUUAUAGCGAUCACGGAAAUGCAGCUCUUUUAUUUUUAUUUCAUUUUAUUGAUUAAAUAUAAUUUUUUAAAUGAUAGAUAUGACGUUUGUGAGGUGAAAUGGCAGACUCGAGUAAUUAAUUCCUUUGCGCGCAGUAAAUGGGACGAGAUAGAAAAAAAAAACGAUGUCAACUGUCAGUGUCACUUAGCUCUCAUUCCCGAAAAAUAACGGACAAGCCUCAUGUUACCUUGCGAAUUGCUAUUAAUGUUAUCAUUGAGAUUUUCGACGACCUCAGCACGACCCACGGACUUCUGAUUCCCCACGACAUCUGCGCGUAUUUGGACAAAGAUUGAAUUUACUUUCGAUAACUUGGCACUGCAUAAUUAUUGGACAACGUUUUCUUCCCCACCCCUACACGUCGGCCCCUGCGCUGACCCUUGGACAGAGUUUUGCAAGAAAAAUAAGCGAGUUCAUGCGAGAUUGCGAGCAGAUUCUACAAAUUUGAAAUUAUUAUCAUAACAGUGAUAAGCACAAUGCCGUUGAAUUAGAGGAGCAAUGGCCGUACAGGAGUACGUAUCCGUGAAAUACAUAGGUACAUAAAACUUUCUUCACUUGUGUUUUGAUUUUUAUUAUUAAAUUGCCAUGAGCUGUUAAGUUCGUAAACAAGAAAUCGGUCUAAUUUUUUCUAACAAUUUCAACCAUCUGUUAGUUUUGUGUGGUUAUCCUCAUUUUAUGAAUGUUGUUAUUAUUUUCAGGUGGAUGUAAACAUUCAUUGGCGGUAUUAUACUGAUGGCUAAUUAGAACCAUUGAGCCAUGACAUACUUCCUUGCAGUGUUAUUCGGCUAAGCCUCGAGCAUCCUGUGAAUCUGAAGGAUAUAAUUAUUUCCAUAAAAAAGAGCAAUCGAAUUAGGACCAAGAUAUCCCGAGAAUCUAAAGACAUUUUAUAAAAAAUGCAAUAAAAUGAAAAUGGGAGACUCUUAUUUUAACAAUGUUACAAGAUCAUGACAAUGUUAUGGUCUAUACUUAUUAAAAUUUUAAAACCAACAUGUCUUUAUCUUUGACUUGAAAAUGUACAAAUGAUUUGGGUUAAGUUUUAUGAAAUGCAACUUAGGGGUCAU
Molecule: messenger RNA, 4561 nt
Organism: Cydia fagiglandana
Lineage: Eukaryota; Metazoa; Arthropoda; Insecta; Lepidoptera; Tortricidae
Gene: phr
Product: deoxyribodipyrimidine photo-lyase-like
Exons: 7
Coding region: 1-1620 (539 amino acids)
Biological process (GO): photoreactive repair
Molecular function (GO): deoxyribodipyrimidine photo-lyase activity
Source: RefSeq, a predicted model, not a curated record